Molecule: messenger RNA, 324 nt
Organism: Carlito syrichta (Philippine tarsier)
Lineage: Eukaryota; Metazoa; Chordata; Mammalia; Primates; Tarsiidae
Product: cancer/testis antigen 55-like
Exons: 2
Source: RefSeq, a predicted model, not a curated record
UCCACGGCUGUCUUAGGUUUUGUGCCCUAUAAGGGUGAUUGGUUAGAAGUUGAGUAUUAUGUUGAGCCAGACUCCUCAAACAUCAAGGCAUGCUCAGUGAAGCCCGUGAUCUGUAAACCUGUGGAAGAGGUGUGCAUUACUAGCCUUAAUGGAAGAAAUGGGGUGUUAGAUGAUAGCAUCUUUUUCACCUUGGAUUCGCUGAAACUUCCUGAUGGAUACAUACCUCAAUUAUAUGAUGUCGUCGACGCAGUCGUGGUGGAGAGCAUUCUGCCCUGCUAUACUUGGAGAGCAGUUUCUAUCACCCCAGUGCGAAGGUCGAAAUAG